CCAUCUGCGUCAGCAGUUUGAAGACAAGCGGGGUCAGACGGGACCAGACGAAGCCUCGGAAAGGUGUGACUGUGGCUGCUCUCUGGCUGGCACCGAACUGCUAUUAAAAUCCAAGUGCAAAGAGUGUUUUCUUCACGUCCCCUUUUGAUGUAAUAUUUUCAGUUUGGACUCGUGAGAUGUGCAGUACUACAGCAUUUCUGGAUGGUUGUCAAAUGCUGUUAAACAAGGGGGAGUCGUAGAGGAAGAGAGUUGGAGGCAGCUAGAAAGUGUCUCUGUGAUUUGUUGCACCCAUUUCUGAGGAUGCUCGAAAAACUUGCACUUUCUGGGCGAAUAGAACCAUAUCUCUGGAACGGCUUUUCUCUCUCCCCACCAUUCCCAAGGGGUUUCCUAUGCAGUUAACUCUUCUGCUUGCUCAGCAUUUGCUGCUUCAGCUCAUUGAGCACUUGUAAUAACAGCACCCUGCAUCCAAAUAAUACUCACUACACAGUACUCUGAUAGUAUGAACUAUGUGGGAGUAAUUCUGUGUUAGUCUGGCCCAGACUAGAGUCAACAGUACAGAGGGUUGAGGGAUCAGUAAAAGCCAAAGAAUUGUUGGUAGAGGGGAAAAGAGACAAGCAGAAUCCUUUAACAUACCCUGGGCAUCCUGCCAUGAAAUGUCACUUUCUGACACCAAUAAUACACAAAAUAAAAGGGGAACACCAAGUGCUCUGUGUGUGUGUGAGGAUGGUGGGGAAACUUCUUGCACUAAAAACUGACUGAGGAGCAUCUGAGAGCUGAUAUCUCCCUUAAAUCCCUGCUGUGAGUUCCCUCGAGUCGAUCUGUGUGCACAUUUCAAUGGGAUAUGGUGUGUCCCUGUUGCAAGCACCGAAGGACAAGGUGGACAGUACAAAUGUAGACCCAAGUGGGUUUUUCCAGACAGAUCCUGUUGUUCUAAUGCUGUUGAUGGACAGAACUGGAGGAACUGCUAAAAAUCACCUUUUGGUAAUGUAGGGGACCUACUAAAAAGUAGGUCUUUGCAUCUGCAGUUUUAUUAAAAUGUCACUAGCGUACGCUUUGAAACCUCAGUUAGGAAAUACCUCAGUCUCAGCGAGCGCAAUGAGACCUGCAGAGCUGGAGGAGCAUCAGAGGAAGAGAGCAGCUUCUGCCUGGUGGCUCCAGUUCUCCUGCAUUCGCUUGCAAACGAAGAACCAUGAGAUCGCUCCUGUAUCUGCUCUUCCUAAUGAUGGUCAAGUCCUUGAGGAGCUUUAAUGUUGACACUGGCAAGACGUGGAUGACACCACACACAGCCGCUUUCUUGUGGCCCGCAGUUCUUCAGCAUUCGGAUGGGAACACAACCAUGAUUUUGGCUACUUCCUCAGCAGACAAGGGGCUGGGCAGACUGAGGAAGUGCAGCGUUUUGGGGGAGGAGAUCGAGUGCCAGGAGAUACCCCUGCGAGGAAAGAUUAAAGGCUCCAAAAACAUCCAGGAUGGUGCCAUAGCUAUUGACAGGAACUCAGAUUGGAUUCUGGCUUGCCUGCAGAAGAAGCACCGCCGAGCCUUCGCCACGACUGAGAAUGUGAACGGAGUCUGCACCCUGCUCACUGCCGGUCUGUGCAGCUCAGCUUUCCUCAACCUCACCAAGAUGGUUGAGACCAAAUUAAACAGCGUUCAAAGUAAAGGCAGCAGAGACAAGAUUCCAGACACCAGCGGUACUUGUGGUGAGCUCUUUGGCAGCACAAGGAACAACCACAUGUGCAAAGAACGGCGAACAGAGAUUGCUGUCAUUCUGGGUGGAUCAGAGAGCACCAAGCCACAUGAUUUCCAAAAUGCCAAGACAUCUCUCCUCAAUAUGAUGAAGUCAAUGUGGCAGAAAUGCUCCAAGAUCAGGUUUGCUGUGGUGCAGUAUGGAGCCCAAAUCCAAACUGAACUGAGCCUGCAAGAAAGCUGCAACAGACUAACUGCUUUCUUCAAAGUCCGAAGUAUCAAGCAGCAGAGCUCGCGGACCAACAUCGCAGCCACACUGCAGCAUGUGUUGGAAAAAGUCUUCGCUGAAAGCCCCGACUCCAUCCAGACUGACAAGAUAAUUAUUGUCAUGGCAUCUGGGCAAGUGUUUCUGGAAGACCAUAGACUGAGAACUGUGAUGAGCUCCCUGGAAGCAGCGAUGGUCAAGCUCUAUGCUCCCGGGAUUGGAGAGUUCAUUAGCAACCAGUGGGUGCCAGAAGAGCUGCAGAAAGUCGGAAGCAACUGGUUCCUCCUGUCCACAUACGAAGAUUUUGACAGUUUCCUUUCAGAGUUGGAGAGAGAGACUCUGGGUGGUUCAGCUGAAAAUAUUCCAACUGAAGCACCAAAGCACAGGAACACUAACAACAGUGGUGACAACAAGCUCCCUUCCUGGGUGGAGGAGGACGAGGAGGAGGAGGAGGAAAAUGACUUGCGUUCUGGGAGAGAGAUUGCUUUUGUUUUGGAUGGAUCAGGGAGCAUAGAGCCAGAGGAUUUUGAAAGAGCAAAAGCAUUCAUCCACAAGAUGAUGAAAACGCUGUAUGAGAAGUGCUUCGAGUGCAGUUUUGCAGUGGUGCAGUAUGGGUUUGAAAUCAGAACGGAGUUCGACCUGCGAGAAAACUGGAAUCCACGUGCCACCCUCCAGAAAGUGCUUGAUAUUGUGCAGGUGUGCAACGUGACAAAAACAGCAUCUGCCAUGCAGCAUGUCCUGGAUUCCAUCUUCACUGAAAGUCACGGGUCCCGCAAGGAUGCAGCCAAGGUCAUGAUUGUGCUUACAGAUGGGGAAAUCCUCCUGGAUGAAAUGGACUUGACAACAGUGGUAAAUUCACCCAAAAUGGCAGGAAUCGAGCGCUAUGCCAUCGGGGUGGGAGAUGCCUUCAAAAAACCCAAGGCCCUAAAUGAAUUACGGCUAAUUGCAUCUGGUCCAGAUGACACAAAUGUAUUUCAGGUGACCAAUUAUUCAGCAUUAGACGGGCUGAUUUCAACCCUGCAGCAGAGCAUUAUUGGUAUAGAAGGUACACAGGGUGAUGCUCUGGAAUAUGAGCUUGCACAGGCUGGUUUCAGCGUGCAGAUCUUGGAUCAGCAAGUCUUAAUGUUUGGUGCGGUGGGGGCCUUUGACUGGUCUGGUGGAAUUCUACUGUAUGAUCUGGCAACCAAGACAGCCGUUUUCCUGAAUGAAUCUAAAGAAGAAGCCAAAACAGCAAAAUACAGUUACCUAGGGUACAGUGUGGCAGUGGUACGCACGGAAUAUGGACCCUUGUACGUGGCUGGAGCUCCACGGCACAGCAUGAGGGGGAAGGUGUUGGUGUUUCAGGAUGGACGCUUAAAACAAACCCUGCAAGGAGAACAGGUUGGGUCUUAUUUUGGAUCUGAGCUCUGCCCUCUUGAUGUGAACCGUGAUGGGGUGACAGAUCUUCUCCUUGUUGGAGCUCCAUUUUAUCACAUUCAAGGGGAAGAAGGAAGGGUUUACGUCUAUCGCCUGGAGACAGAGAGUGGUUCAUUCACCUUGGAAGGACACUUAAACGUGCAGGUGACCUCUCCUGUUGCACGGUUUGGGUUUACAGUGGCCAGCAUCGGAGACAUCAAUGGGGAUGGAUAUGAGGAUAUCGCAGUUGGAGCCCCCCUUGAAGACUGGCUUUCAAACAGCUCCUCUUUUGGCAGCAUUUACAUCUUUAAUGGUGAUAAAGACAACAUCAAGAGCUCCUUUUCUCAAAGAGUAAAAGCCUCUGAAAUUUCUUCAGGACUUCAGUAUUUUGGACAAUCCAUUGGUGGUGGCUUUGAUCUCACUAAUGAUGGUGUCCGAGACAUUACAGUAGGAUCACUGGAGAACGUGAUUAUGCUCCGCUCAAGACCAGUUGUCCACUUUCUCACCAGCAUGAGAUUCGACCCUGAGAGAAUCCCAGUUUUCCAAAAUAACAGCAUUGUUACAGCAAAACUAUGUUUCGAUACAAUCUCAGCUUUACCGGUGUCUCAACAAGUGUUUGCACAGUUAUACGUUCUCUACACGGUGGAUUUGGAUGUGAAAAUGGUGAACAGGAGAGUGCGGUUUGAAGAUGAGAACACGACGAUGAGCGGGAAGCUGCUGGUCAGCGAGAACACGUGUGCUGAGCUGCAGCUUCACACGCUGCCUUGUGACCCUGACUGUUUUUCCAGCGUUUUUGUGAGAGUUAAACACGAGCUCUAUAAGAAAAAUGAUAACACGGAGUUUGCUGUUCCUGUGCUGGAUAGAUACCAGCCAUCAGAAAUGCAUUUUCAGUUGCCGUACAAGAAGGACUGCGGGAACGAGACGCUCUGUACUGCUCAUUUAACCUUGACAAGUCACAUUCAAACGGAAUCGGUGCUCGGCCACACAAGAGAGGUGACCAUGAACGUUUCACUAACAAACAGUGGGGAUGACUCGUACAUGACAACUAUGGUCUUGAACUACCCUAAAACCCUCCUUUUUAAGAAGGUGACUGUUGAGCCGUCCUCUCCCGCUGUUCACUGUGGCCAACCAGCACCAUUAACUUCUAUGAUCUUAUCCUCCAACUGCAGGAUUGGGCAUUCAGUAUUCAAAAAGACAACUGCAAAAUUUUCAGUGAUUUGGCAAUUAGAUGAAAGCAUAUUCCCAAAUAAGCCUGUAAUCACCAUUAAUAUCACCAAUGCAAAUGAAAACAGCACCAUCCUGACUGAAGAACACGUCCUGGAUGUCAGAUACACAUUCACUGCAAGCCUCACCACACCAGAUUCUUUAAUGUACGUGAAUGUUAGUGAAGGACUUCUUGAAAACAAAGAAUUCAGAUUUAAUAUAAACGGAAAAAAUGGCUUUAACGCUACCAUCGAGCUGCAGAUUUGGGUUCCUAUCAGUAUUCAAGGUCAACACAUCAUGGCAGUCAAAAACGCAUCAGGAACACAGGUGGCGACGCGGUGCUGGGUGAGCGGCGAAGCGGAGCCGGAUCUCCGGGAGCGUUCCGGUCGCACCGGAGCAGAGGAGGUUCGGGACGUGCGGUAUCAGGGCGUGCGCUGCUCCAUCCCGGCCGGCAGAGACACCGUCACCGUGACAGCAGAACUGUCUUUAAACAACGUGCACCAGUUUUUAAAAAGCAGAACUGUUUUGCUGGUCCCUGGAAAAAUCACCUUCAACAGAGAACUAUAUCUGGCCCUGACAGAAGAGAAUCAUCGUGCUGAGAUCACCCUCGUCUUCCUGCAAGAUGAAGUGUUUAAUCUCUGGCCUGUUAUCAUAGGAAGCUGUGCUGGUGGACUUAUCUUGCUGGCGUUCCUUACUGUGCUUCUCUGGAAAUGUGGCUUUUUCAAAAGAAACUAUAAAGCUAUGAUGGAGCAAGAAAAUCUUCCUGAAAACUAAGCCGGCCGAAGCGGAAAGCUCUGUGUGCUCUUUCACCAGCUUUUUGGAAAGAGAAGAGUCAAAGUCUGGCUGAGAUGCAGACCAGUUCGUAUUCCAUGGUAGAGCUACAGUGCUCCGGAUUUGGGACUCUCCCAAAUUGCUGUUUUGACCGUAGGGGCCCAGGUCUUUUGGGUAAUGUACCCGUCUGCUUGUUUAAUUUGGAUUGACUGUUCAAUGGAGGGUCUGCCUGCUGUUGAUAAACUAGACUCCCCAGGAGAAAUUUUGCUUUAAUGUAGGAAAAAUUAAUCUUGGAGCCUGUUAGAUCUAUGUGUUGGAUUUCAGACUUAGUUGUUGUGAUGUUGACUGAUUUUUAAAUUUAUUUUAGUACUGAGUAGCUUCUGAAUAGAUCGAAGUAGAAAUGGAUUAGUGGAAGCUUCCCUGCCAUUGCUAAUGGAAAUGGAGAGACAAGCAUUUUGCAUGUAUUUAUAUAUAUAUGUACUUGCGCAUUUAAAUACAGUAAAACAUGUCCCUGGAUGUCUCUGGUUGUUGGGAUCAGAAGCGUGUGCAUGUGGCGAUUGCUUUUUUUGUACCUCCUGAUCUUGUUCCUGAUUUUCCACUUUCAGUUCCUUUCAAAUCCUGAUUUGGUCACAAUAAAAACCUGUAUCGUGGA
Messenger RNA from Columba livia (rock pigeon), 5969 nucleotides. It is a transcript of the gene ITGAE, whose product is annotated as integrin subunit alpha E. Lineage: Eukaryota; Metazoa; Chordata; Aves; Columbiformes; Columbidae. Gene Ontology annotation, cellular component: integrin complex; external side of plasma membrane. The transcript has 36 exons. Gene Ontology annotation, molecular function: integrin binding. The record is from RefSeq and is a predicted model, not a curated record. Bases 1190 to 5320 code for a protein of 1376 amino acids. Gene Ontology annotation, biological process: cell adhesion mediated by integrin; cell-matrix adhesion; integrin-mediated signaling pathway.